Molecule: messenger RNA, 1076 nt
Organism: Zeugodacus cucurbitae (melon fly)
Lineage: Eukaryota; Metazoa; Arthropoda; Insecta; Diptera; Tephritidae
Product: CD63 antigen
Exons: 4
Coding region: 167-862 (231 amino acids)
Cellular component (GO): membrane
Source: RefSeq, a predicted model, not a curated record
CUUGUGUGAUUAAUUCGACAAGAGAACUCGACGCGUUCAGAACAUUUGCAGCGAAACUGCAAGACAGGAACGCGAAACGAAAGUGUGUGAAACGAUUAAUUUUUAAAAAAUAAAAAUAAAUAAAAAACUUAAUAAUAUUUAAAGUGCAAGAAAGCAAAGUACCAACAUGAAUUGUCUGGCAUCAAUUAUUAAAUAUUUAAUCUAUAUCGCUAAUGUAGUGUUUGUGAUAUGUGGCAUACUCAUCAUUAUACUUGGCUCACUUAUGAUUGGCAAUCUUGGCGAAUUCAAAUCAUUAGAUGAGGCUUUUAACGUUGAAGCAUUACCCAUCAUAAUAAUUGUACUAGGUUGUAUAAUAUUUGUGAUAUCAUUCUUCGGCUGCUGUGGCGCGAUACGCGAGAGUUCUUGUUGCAUGACAACGUAUGCCGUCUUAAUGCUCAUCAUGUUCUGUCUGCAAAUUGCUUUAGUAAUCUGGGUAUUUGUCAAACGUGCCGACUUCUUGAAAACUAUGGGUGAUGUUGUUGAUACGGCGUGGAAGGAGAAUAACUCCAAUAAGAAUGUUCCAAUGGACGCAUUACAGAUUAGCUUCAAGUGUUGUGGCAAAAACAAUUAUGAAGAUUAUCUAAUGGCGGGUAAUAAGGUGCCGAUUUCAUGUUGUGGUUCACUCGAGAUCAAGGAGUGUCCUGAAGAUGUUUACAAGACCAAGCCUGGCUGUAAGGAUGAAUUCGUUGGAUUCUGGUCCACAAACAUGAAUAUUAUCCGUUAUGCGGGCAUUGCAGUUGCGGGCAUUGAAUUGGCGGUAUUCACAAUAGCCUGUUGUCUGGCGAGUAGCAUGCGCAAUUCGCGAAGGAAUGACAUCUAUUAAUUUAAAAAUAAGUUACACCAAUAUACAUUGAAUUCAUUUUAGUGAAUCAUGUAUGUAUUACAACUAAUGUACAAGACACUAUAUAAGUUUAAGUAAAUAGUUAGCUAUUUUAUAUUGUUAAUCAAUUAAUAUUAUUAUUUUAUUUUAAAAUUUGUUGAUUCAUUUUAUUUAUCCUGAAUAUAUGCGAAAAUACAUGCAAUGAAACAAAUUGAAA